This is a messenger RNA of Cynara cardunculus var. scolymus (artichoke), 1005 nucleotides long. RefSeq names its product probable cytokinin riboside 5'-monophosphate phosphoribohydrolase LOGL10. Gene Ontology annotation, molecular function: hydrolase activity, hydrolyzing N-glycosyl compounds. Gene Ontology annotation, biological process: cytokinin biosynthetic process. Gene Ontology annotation, cellular component: cytosol; nucleus. The transcript has 6 exons. NCBI's taxonomy places the organism in Eukaryota, Viridiplantae, Streptophyta, Magnoliopsida, Asterales, Asteraceae. The record is from RefSeq and is a predicted model, not a curated record. Bases 39 to 815 code for a protein of 258 amino acids.
AAUUAUAGAUAAGAGGAAAGGGGAUAUUCUUUCCAUAAAUGGAAACCAAUAAACAGCCAAAACAAGGCGGAGCCACGGUGGUCACCACCGCUAAACCAUCAAGAUUUCACCGGAUCUGUGUCUUCUGUGGAAGUAGCUCCGGCAAGAACCCUAGUUACCGCCUUGCCGCCGUCCAACUCGGCAACCAAUUGGUUGAUAGGAACAUCGAUCUGGUCUACGGAGGAGGAAGCAUCGGGUUAAUGGGCCUUGUUUCCAAAGCUGUCUUUGACGGUGGUCGCCACGUCCUUGGGGUGAUACCUAAAAUGCUUAUGUCGAAAGAGAUCAUCGGAGAAACUGUUGGUGAAGUAAAAGUAGUGUCGAACAUGCACCAGAGGAAAGCUGAGAUGGCACGUCAAGCAGAUGCCUUUAUAGCGUUGCCAGGUAUUAUUUCUAUGAUACGACUAAUUGUUCGGAAAAAAAAUAAGAAGGCAAAUAGUAGGUGUUUAAUUGUUGAAAAUUAUGCAGGUGGUUACGGCACACUUGAGGAACUUCUUGAAGUCAUUACGUGGGCACAACUCGGAAUCCACCAAAAACCAGUAGGAUUACUGAACGUAGACGGAUACUAUAGCUCGUUGUUGUCUUUCAUAGACAAGGCCGUUGAUGAAGGUUUCAUCACCCCUACUGCUCGUCACAUUAUUGUGUCUGCCCAAACUGCACAUGAACUCAUGUCGAAGCUUGAGGAUUACGUUCCGGAGCAGAAUGGGACGGGAUCUAAAUUGAGUUGGGAAAUGGAGCAACAAUUGGGUAAUACCGUAAAGUCAGAUAUUGCCCGUUGACUUAAUCUCAUCCCUCCAAAACCGAACCUAAAAUCAUUAACAACCGUUAGAUUGGCAACCUACCACAAGUUCGUUCUGAUAGCUGACAUCGGAUCCCAAGUCCCCUGGUGUGUGCGGAUUUAUUUAUUCGGUUCAUAUAUAUUUGAUUGUGUUGUGUGAUUUUUGAUAGUCAAAUACAGAUCUUAGGUUU